Molecule: messenger RNA, 1004 nt
Organism: Brassica rapa (field mustard)
Lineage: Eukaryota; Viridiplantae; Streptophyta; Magnoliopsida; Brassicales; Brassicaceae
Source: RefSeq, a predicted model, not a curated record
UCAGCUAUUGUCUAUUUAUUUUUUUGAAAUUUUUGUAUUGGUUUAGUUGACCUCCCAUCUCUAGUCAUUGACCUCUCAUUUCUAUUCCUACAUUAUAAUCCAAAAGUAUGAAUACAUAUAUAGAACCAUGCAUUAUUGAGAGCCAGAAAAGAUGACCUGACCAUCCUAACAAUUUUGAUCGUAUUCCAUAACGUUAGAACAAGACACAGAAACGUAUUUAAUUUGAUUAUAAUUCAAAUUUCCUAUCUAAACUCAAUCACCAUAACAUUUAAAAACCAAUUUGACUAACUUUGCAUUAGUUGGUAAAUAAUUGGUUUUAUCUAAAAACUUGAUCCAAUAUUUGGGCUUUAAUAAUCUUAAAAGCCCAUAUAAUUGCAAAACAACGGCCCAUAGAAAAGGGGAUAGUACUGAAUGGUGAGUGAAUCACGACGAACGAACGAAUCAACUGCCUUGGCUGCUUCUCCAAGCAAAAACAAAAAAAAAACAUAAACCUCUUUAAAUCCCUAGCGUCCCAACCCAUAAAGAAACAGAGCAAUCUUCGAAUCGAAUCCUUAAACCGAAAGAAUGGGUUUAACGAAUUUCAUACUGACGGUGGCUGGAGUAGGCGCCGUGGUGAUGCUAUUGAAGAGCGACGUCAAGCAAUCUGUCACCGUCUUGAGGCGCAACGUCAAACACAUCCGCCACUGGCUCGAAGAAGAAACCUCCGCCGCCUCCAAGGCAGCACAGUCGAUAAAACCAAAGGAAAUUGAAACCAAGGUUCCGGGGAAGGACAUUCCCAAAGAGAAGAAUUAGUUUGUCCACGAUGUUCUUUUUUUUUUUUGGUUACAAUUUGAUUUAUGACUAUGGUAUCAACACCAUUGUCUUCUUAAACUAAUUUUAGUCUGUGGAUUUUAGUUUUCUGUCUCAAUCUCACCUCUUAAACGUUUGAUCACUCUUGGAAAUGAAACACAAUAAUAUAAUCAUGUUUUUUUCAAUCUUGUUUUACAAUGACAUCAAUUUCCCAA